Molecule: messenger RNA, 1676 nt
Organism: Rubroshorea leprosula
Lineage: Eukaryota; Viridiplantae; Streptophyta; Magnoliopsida; Malvales; Dipterocarpaceae
Source: the annotation of a GenBank genome assembly
UACGGGGCUUCACCAAACAUACUCUUAAAGGGGAAAUCUAAAAGGUUGCAAAUCCAUCGUCUUCCUCCCUCACUCCCUGGCUCCUGCCUUAUCUCCUCCUCCCCUCCACAAAUUUCGAAAUUCCGGCCUAAUCCCGGCGCCAUGGGAGAAGAGCGAGCUAUUCUGCAUGUUAAAGCCAUCCCGGGCAUCAAACUCUUCGAAACCGCGCGCAAUGCGCCUCUCUGGGAAAACGGGCGGCUCAGCGGUCGUUUCAGUGGCGGUGGCUGCCGGAGUGGUGACGCCGCUCAUUUCGCGUGCGUUUCGUUGGUGGAGAAGAGUGAGCAGAAGGAUUUCGGCCUCACGCAGGCUCAGCUCUUGAAGCACCCCUUGGCUGCUCUUCAUUAUGUGCCCAGAGAUGCUGCCAUUUUUGUAGCCGGCGCCGUGGCCGGAGCAGCUGCGAAGACCGUCACAGCUCCGCUUGACCGCAUCAAGCUUCUGAUGCAGACUCAUGGAGUGCGAGCUGGGCAAGAAAGCGUUAAAAAGGCUAUUGGUUUCAUUGAGGCCAUGGUAUUAAUUGGGAAGGAAGAAGGAAUAAAGGGGUAUUGGAAAGGCAACCUCCCUCAGGUGAUAAGAAUCAUACCUUACAGUGCUGUCCAGCUCUUUGCUUAUGAAACUCUCAAGAAACUCUUUAAAGGAAAGGAUGGUCAGCUAUCUAUCAUUGGAAGGCUUGCGGCAGGUGCUUGUGCUGGCAUGGCAUCUACUUUUGUAACAUAUCCUUUAGAUGUCCUUAGAUUGCGCCUAGCUGUUGAACCUGGGUACCGAACAAUGUCAGAGGUUGCCUUAAACAUGUUACGAGAGGAAGGAGUUGGAUCCUUUUAUUACGGUCUUGGGCCAUCUCUUCUUGGAAUAGCUCCAUAUAUUGCAGUGAACUUUUGUAUAUUUGAUUUGGUGAAGAAGGCUUUGCCAGAGAAAUAUAGAGAGAAGACCCAAGUAUCUUUAUUAACAGCUGUGGCAUCAGCUGCUAUUGCCACUCUAACAUGUUAUCCUUUAGACACCGUGAGAAGACAAAUGCAGCUGAAGGGUACACCUUACAAGUCAGUUUUGGAUGCCAUUCCAGGUAUUAUUAAACGGGAUGGGGUUAUUGGCUUGUAUAGAGGUUUUGUUCCCAAUGCGUUGAAAAACCUACCAAAUAGCAGCAUUAGGCUUACUACCUUCGACACAGUCAAGCGUGUAAUUGCAGCAAGUGAGAAAGAGUUUCAGCAAAUUGUGGAGGAAAAUCACAAAGAAGAAACAGGACACCGGCAUUAAACAAUUAUGAUCCUGAAGUCAUUAUAUUUAAACUAUUCAUCUCUGCCUAUUUUUUCUCAUUCUGGUUAUUUUCCAUCACAGCACCAUGUGAUUUGCAGGAUUCACAUUUUACCAAAAUUAUCCGUACAAUAUGUGAGAAUCGUCAAGCUACCACAGGACACUUAUUCUAGCAUCCCCUUUGGUAGAGAAAUGGCGCUAUGGUUGCAGGUGCCGUUUCCAUGUAGCAUUCCAGUUCCGCCCAUUUGUAGGUGGGGAAUUCAUAGUGCUUACUGCUUAGGAAACAUUUUAUAUACGUAGACUCUCAAGCUUCCAAUUGUUUGUUGUACGAGGGAUGUACCAUUGUUAUUAAGUCUAAAAUUUUUCCCAGUUAACUGGAAUUCUUAAAGUUU